Cryptotermes secundus is the source of this 1048-nucleotide messenger RNA. RefSeq names its product R3H domain-containing protein 4. The transcript is spliced from 6 exons. The record is from RefSeq and is a predicted model, not a curated record. Gene Ontology annotation, molecular function: nucleic acid binding. The coding region runs from base 156 to 992 and encodes 278 amino acids. Lineage: Eukaryota; Metazoa; Arthropoda; Insecta; Blattodea; Kalotermitidae.
GGCCAACGCUGCGAUCCGAGUAUUAUCGGGUAACAGAGAGAGAAUUUAACAAAUUUAACCCAUUUGACAAAUCAGUGGUGUUGCUCGGUGGGUGUUGUUGAAGUGUUAAGUGAAGAGUGUUUCAGUUAUUGGCCUGUGGUUUCAUAAAAUUUAAAAUGGGAGUUAUUAGAAAGAGUGACCCAAAAUUGGGAAAAUUUGACUCGUCGGAGGAAUCUUUGAACAUUCCUGACUCAAGUGAUGUUGAUCAUUCAGGAUUAUCACAUGAAGGUGCUCACUUUACCCCAGUUAACCAAACCGCAAGACGUAUUCGCAGUAGAUUACCCUCUGUACCAGUGUCAGUCUGCACCCAGAGAAAGCAUUUGGGCAAGAAGAGAUCUCGUCGUUACGAUAACGCAAACCAACUCAUGACAUUAUUGGAAGAGGAAGAGCUCGGAGAAGUGUCUAUCCAUGAUCUAGUCCAAAAUUCUAAUGAUGCUUUUCAAAAAUUAUUGGAGAAUAGGGACUGCCUAGAGGCCUGGGACAACUUCAUUCAAAGCAGCGAAGAAGUGCAGUUGAUGGUAAUUUCAGAUAAUGGUUUCUUUGAACGGCCUAGGAAGAAGAUGGCUUCUUUUCCUUCCAGUGGGCCUAAGACUGGAGAGCAAGCUUUCAGCAACAUCAAAACUGGUCUUCGCAGUGUCUUGAAAAAGAAUCGUAUACCAUUGGGUAUGCUGGAGUUUUUGGAAAAUCAGGUUGUAGACUUCUUCUCAAAAAUGCCAUGUGGGACUUACACUUCAUCAUCCCUGUCCAGUUAUGAGAGACUGCUGUUACAUGCUGUAUCCCAGUACCAUUUUCUUAAUUCAUGCAGUUUUGAUUCUGCAAAGGAAAAUCUUCGCCUCGUGAAAGUCUCCAAUCCCUAUGAAGUGUAUCGGGUGCCAGCAGUGCUGUUGGGGCAGUAUCUGGAAGACAAACGAAAGACAGCUUCAGGCAGCUGUUACCUAAAGUGGGCACCAUGAUAGAGUGGUACUUAAAUUCCUGGUUAUAUCAUUGUCAUUGAAUGAUUUUUAUUUAA